CGCUUUUUACAAACUUUUUACGUUUUUGCAAUGGUUUCAUGGUACUUGCAAUAAAAGGAGUAGUCUGUUCUAUAAUCAUUAAUGCAGCGUAAAACACAAGAUUGUCUCAUCAUUAAUCAAGUCAGCCGAAAAAGUGCCGAAAGUUUGGACUAGACCUGCAUGUGUAAAAUGCAUAAAAGCGACAAGCCACCUGCUUCGUUUUUGGAGAGUUGACAUAGAAACAAGAACUAAUCUACAUCUUACUGACAGCCGAGUCCGACUGUCUUUGUGCAUUAACUAAAAUCCUUCAAAUGGUCGUUAUGGUCACUACGUUUACUAUCAUCUGUCUUAUAAAUGAAGAAAUUCGUUUGUUGGGUAACACAUUAGGAACACACCUUAAAUGAUCUGACUCUUCAAUCUUGUGACGUUUAUUUCACGAGAUUCCACCUGGGCAUAAAGAGUGUCAUAACAAAGAAAUUCGUCGUUGCGCUGGUGAAAAAUAUCGUUCAGGCGACAAAAAAGAUAUGAAAGGUGUCAUUUUUCACUAUGGAACUUUUAAAAUUGUUUGGGAUUUGUUUGUUGUUUUGCUUGUUCUUUAUACAGCGAUUGAAGUACCGUUUGUUGUUGCCUUUCUUACACGGGAUCAUGACAAACUAUCAAAGAAAACAGUCUUCAAUAAUCCUAAGUCGUUAUUUUUCAUUGACCUUUGUGUCGACUUGUUCUUUUUUUGUGACAUCAUUGUGAACUUCCGCACUACCUUCAUAAGUAAAAAGGAUACUUUGGUGACAGAUCCUAAGAGGAUAGCAUUACGAUAUUUACAGACAUACUUUAUUGUUGAUCUUGUUGCUGCAAUACCAUGGGACCUCAUUGCUAUUCCCCUUUAAAGAGCCCGACAGCGAUAAGUCUCCUUAAAACCGUUCGUUUGUUACGUCUGUUCCAUGCAGCGCGAAAACUGGACCAGAAUUACGAGAAAAGUGUCUCGUUGUUAUUUUUGAUGGUGUUUGUAUUCACACUAGUUGCUCAUUGGCUUGCUUGUAUAUGGUAUGUUAUAGGCUAUAGGGAAAAUAAAACUUCAGUCCCUCGUUCAUGGCUUACACAGUUGUCAAUUGAGACAGAAGAACCGAUCAACACGACCGCUGGCUACUACGGACCUUCUUUACGAGCCCGUUAUCUUACGUCAUUGUACUUCACGUUGACAUGUUUAACAAGUGUAGGUUUUGGCAAUGUUUCAGCUAACACAGACUAUGAAAAACUUUUUACGAUUAUCAGCAUGUUAAUUGGAGCGUUACUGUUUGCAGCUGUGUUUGGAAAUGUUUCGGCGAUUAUUUAUGGUCAUUACUCCGGAACAUUCAAGUUCAGAGAGAGAAUGCAAUCUGUAAAAUAUUUUCUUGGAUUUCACAAAAUUAAAGGUCCCUUGGCGCUUAAAAUAAAGGACUAUACUAGACACAUGUGGACACAAACAAAAGGCAUAUCAACUAUGAAGGUCAUGAAACAGUUUCCAAAGAAUCUUCAAGAGGAAAUUAGCAGUUAUCUUCACUUUAAUGUGAUAAAAAAUUGUCCAUUGUUUGAAAACGCCGAGGAAGGUUUUUUAUGGACUUUGGCAACGCGUAUGAUAAGAAUGCAUCAUCUUCCAAAUAACAUCAUCAUACGUCAAGCUGCUGUUGUUAAUUCUAUUUAUUUUAUCAAUCGAGGAAGAUUGGACGUGUGUCGUAAUGGUGUUGUGGUUGGAACGCUUGGUGAAGGAGAUGCUUUUGGAAACCUAAACGCAGUUUUUAACAUGGAAACUCACAAGUCAGCGGUUAUGUUGCGAUGUUUAUGUUGUGUUGACAUUCACAGUCUUGACGUUAACGAUCUUAAAGAAGUCAUGAAAACCUUUCCAGAAUUUAGUAGAAACCUUAAGAUGAAAAUGAACACGAUCAUAAAAGAAACAGUUCUUACAAGUCAGAUUCUGAACUCGUGGGAUGCCUUGGAAGUUGAAGAAACUUGUUUAGAACAUCGCAAUGUGCAUGUCUUUAAAACAUGGCUUGGCCGACAUAAACCAAAACGAGAAUGCAAUCAAGACUUGGGGAAUAUUUUGCAAAAGAACAACAAAAACAGUUUGAGUGAGACAUUCGUUUCCUUGCCUUUAUGCAUUCUUAACACAAGUAGCAGUUCAAGUGAUGACGUCCAAAAAUUAUGGAGAUUUGCGAAUAUUAUAGAAAACAUCAAGGAAACGCAGGUAUUGCAUGUGGAAACACGGUCGAAUGGUGAUUUAAAUGACAGUAAAAGAAUGGGAAAUUUGGAGGAAAAACCUUUUAGAAGUUGUAGAGAAGGGACGUCAAAUAUUGAGCACAGUAGCCCUAACUAUGAGGAUGACGGUAGACAUGGUAAUCAAAAAAUUACAGACAUCUUCAAACAUGACGAUAACGAAUCUGAGUCCAUAGGUUUAAGUAUGAAUCAUUCAUCUGAAUGCGAAUUUUACGAAACGCCACACGAAAAUGACGAAAAACACAAAUUGAACAAAAUUGAAACGACAAUUCAUCACAUGAACAAGAAAUUAAUAUCCCUUGAAAAGAAAAUGGAUACAAUACUUGAUUUUCUCGAGCUACAACAGAAACGUGACGCAAAUGUUAACGAUGCAUGAAUUAUAAGAAGCUGGAAAGGAAAAUUGUUGUGAUUUUCAAAAACCAAUAUGCCUAAACUUCCAAAAACUUUCAUGUACUUCUAGUCAAAAAGACAGACGAGGUAAGAAACAAGACUGGUGGACAUUAUUGACACUUGCGAAAAUCUAGUUUGUAAACAAGUUAUAUUUAUACCUUAAAAUAGUUCAUAAACAUCCUAAUUAAAAACUAUAUUUAAUUUGCAUUUCGUUGUUGCCUCUGGUACCUAAUGUGGCAUGACCUCGUACAGAGCGCACACGAAACAGCGUAAGUUCUAAUUUAGGCUAAAUAAUUAAAUAUGUCAUAUACAAUCAUCACAUUGAUCAUUAUUUACUUUGAUCGUAUAAAAUCAAAACAUUCAAGAGAAAUUAAACAUGUUUUUACAGCUUCUA
Molecule: messenger RNA, 3010 nt
Organism: Xenia sp. Carnegie-2017
Lineage: Eukaryota; Metazoa; Cnidaria; Anthozoa; Malacalcyonacea; Xeniidae
Product: potassium voltage-gated channel subfamily H member 6-like
Exons: 9
Coding region: 836-2602 (588 amino acids)
Biological process (GO): membrane repolarization during action potential; potassium ion transmembrane transport
Cellular component (GO): membrane
Molecular function (GO): inward rectifier potassium channel activity
Source: RefSeq, a predicted model, not a curated record